CCAUGUCCCACGAGCUUUCUUUCACUCGUUAUUUCCUUUUAACCGGUGAUUUGGUGGUGAAGGAAGGAGCGAAGGAAUCAAAAGAACGCGGGUUUGAAUGAAAAGUCAGCAGUAAGGUGCUCGCUCGAAUUUAAUCUCCACCCCACCGCCAUUUGACGCCAUAGCCACCGAUUGACGCGGAGAAAUUACCCCAAAUCCACACAGAAACCACAAACCAGCCACAAUUUCUUGAAGUAAUACGGAAUUUUUUCCCUUCAAGAUUUCAUUUUGAUCUGCGGGUUUUGGUGCUCGCAAGAAAGGGAGGCACAAUCAUGCCGGGAGGAAGAGAAAUUCUUAACAAGAUGAAGGAGAAGGCGUGCUUUUACACCUCAACUGUAGGCUCACCGGACACAGGGAAAGGUAAAAGCACAUCAAAGAGGAUCACUCAUGGCUUCCACCUAGUGAAAGGAAAAGCAAAUCAUGCAAUGGAAGAUUAUGUGGUUUCAAUGUUUAAGCAAGUCGAUGAUAACGAUUUGGGCCUUUUUGCCAUCUUUGAUGGGCAUAUGGGUCAUGAUGUUGCCAAUUACUUACAUUUACACCUAUUUGACAAUAUAUUAAAGCAGCCUGACUUUUGGACUGAUACUGAGAAUGCAAUAAGGAGGGCUUACCAUGCAACGGACAGUGAUAUACUGGAGAAAUCAAUGCACCUUGGGAGAGGAGGCUCAACUGCAGUCACAGCUAUACUGAUAAAUGGUCAAAAGCUUGUUGUUGCAAACGUGGGAGAUUCUCGCGCUGUCAUUUCCAGGAAAUGUUCUGCCAAGCAGCUCUCAGUUGACCAUGAACCUAACAAAGAAAAGCCCGUCAUUGAAAGCAAAGGCGGUUUUGUAUCAAACCUUCCAGGCGAUGUCCCUCGAGUUGAUGGGCAGUUGGCCGUUGCAAGGGCAUUUGGAGACAAGAGCUUGAAGAGGCACCUGAGUUCAGAACCCGAUGUGAAAACCGAGUUGAUCGAUGAUGAAGUCGACUUCAUCAUUUUGGCGAGCGAUGGGCUAUGGAAGGUGAUGACAAAUCAAGAGGCAGUCGACGCGAUCAAGAAAGUAAAGGAUGCAGAGUCAGCGGCCAAGCUUCUGGCGGAGGCCGCGGUUGUUAGGAAAAGCAAGGAUGAUAUAUCAUGUAUAGUUGUUAAGUUUCAAUGAGUGUUUUUCGGUGAAUAUAUUUUUAGCCCAAGUUAUUUUGUGUAUAAAGACGAUUGUUUGAUGAGAAAACUUUUCUCUGCUUAGUCUAUGCUUGUAUGUAUAUACUACCUAUGGAUUUACAAUGUAUUGCUGCCAUUUUUUAAAAAAGUAUUUAAAUGUCCCAAUUUAAGUUGUCUGUUUUCUUUUUCGUUCAUCUCUAAUAACAUUGCGUGUUUCCU
Cuscuta campestris is the source of this 1390-nucleotide messenger RNA. The record is from the annotation of a GenBank genome assembly. NCBI's taxonomy places the organism in Eukaryota, Viridiplantae, Streptophyta, Magnoliopsida, Solanales, Convolvulaceae.